UAAAGAAAGAAAGAAAAAGCUCGCGUAUGAUUUGUUUGUGUAUCCUCAGUGUUUUGAUGAGUGUAAAUAGAGUCUUGUCUCUGUGUAUUUUAGUAUUAAGAUGUUGAUGAUGAGAGAUGAGAUGUGCUGUAAAUCAGUAGGAACUGAUCUGUCCAUGCUGGAUAUUGAUGAUUUCAUCACAGAAAUCUCUCAGCUGAAGAAAGAGGUGGCGUUACUGGAGACAAAGCUGAGGUCAAGAGGAGAUGAAGGAGUGAAGAGAGAGGAUGUGGUUUGUUGUGAAUCUUCAGUGUAUGUGACUGAUGGAUGUCUGGAUUCAGUGUGGAUGAGCAGAGAUCAGAGCCGCACACCACAGCCACUGCUGGACUCUAAACUCUCUGAAGAGAAAUCCAGACACACACAGGACUCAGAGCAGCAGAUCCUGCAGACCACACUGAAGAUGUGUUCAGUCAAACUGAUCGACUGCAGGAACCUGAUGAUGAAGAUUAAAACUGAACCCACAGAAGAGGAAGAUCACACCGAAGAUAAAGACAACCGUGCAGAUGAUUUUAUACCAUCAGAUGUGAAGAGUGAAUCAUGUUGUGAUGGAGAAACAUCCUCAACAUCAGAAGAUCGACUGACAGCACAAACUCUUUCCUGCAUUACCUGUGGAAAGACAUUCAGCUCACAAAGACAUUUAGAGAGACAUGAGAGAAAACACACAGAACAGAAACUCAGCUUUACUACCUUACAAGAGAAGAAACUUCAUCAUUCAAAGGAGCACGAAGAGAAGUUGUUGUUUCACUGUGAGCAGUGUGGGAAGAUUUUUGAUUUCUUAUCCAAGCUAAAAGUUCACAUGAGGACACAUAGUGGUGAAAAGUCUUUCUGCUGCACUGAAUGUGGAAAUUACUUCAGCACCAAAGGAAGUCUUGAUGUUCAUCAGAGAAUUCACACAGGAGAAAAACCAUACGAGUGUCCUCACUGUGAAAAGCGAUUCAGACAUAAAAGCAAUCUGAGGAGACAUGUGCGUUUACACACCAAUGAGAGACCGUAUCAGUGCAGUGAAUGCGACAAAACAUUUAGGGAUUCAGCUUCAUUAAAAUCACACCAGAAUAUUCACUCUCAACUCUUUCAAUGUUCACACUGUGAUAAACAUUUCUGUCAGAAAUCUAAUCUGAUACGCCAUGAAAGCAUUCACACUGGAGAGAAACCUCAUCACUGUGGUAUCUGUGGGAAGAGUUUUAUUCUACAUGACAAAUUAGUGAAUCACCAGAGAAUUCAUACAGGUGAUAAACCUUACAAAUGCUCUCAGUGUGAGAAGACGUUUACUCAUUCAAGUAACUUAAAAAUCCAUCAGAGAGUUCACACUGGAGAGAAACCUUACAUCUGCUCUGAGUGUGGAAAGAGAUUCACUAAUUCAAGUUCUUUUAAAAUUCACCAGAGAGUUCAUACGGGAGAAAAACCUCAUCACUGUAGUGUUUGUGGGAAAAGUUUUAAUCGACAUGACAAUUUAGUGAAUCACCAGAGAAUUCAUACAGGUGAAAAACCUUUCAAAUGCUCUCAGUGUGACAAGAUGUUUGCUCUGUCAAGUCACUUAAAAAUCCAUGAGAGAGUUCACACUGGAGAGAAACCUUACGCCUGCUCUCAAUGUGGAAAGAGAUUCAAUAAUUCAACUUCUAUAAGAGUUCAUCUGAGAGUUCACACUGGAGAAAAACCUUUUUACUGUAGUGUUUGUGGGAAAUGUUUUAAUCGACAUGACAAUUUAGUGAAUCACCAGAGAACUCAUACAGGUGAAAAGCCUUACAAAUGCUCUCAGUGUGACAAGACAUUUGCUCAUUCAAAUACCUUUAAAAUCCAUGAGAGAGUUCACACUGGAGAGAAACCCUACCACUGCUUGACUUGUGAAGAGAGAUUUGCUGACUCUAAAAGUCUUCGGAAUCAUCAGAACAAACACACUGAAGAACAAACUACACUGAAAUCAUCAUAGUGACUUUUUUAUAUUAUAUUUAUUUUGUCUAGUUACUCUAUUCUACAAUAUUUUUCUUAAUAUUGUUUAAAUCUAAUGUUGGUGCUGUAUUGUUUUUUUAAUGCUGAUAUGAGUCUUCAGUGAUUUCUAUGUCAGCAUUUAUGGCUAUAUUCAUUGCGAGAACUGUUUUAUAAAAUAAAUUUUAAUACAUUAUGAUAUUGCUUCACCAGCUACUUGACAUUUAUAUGAGGUUUUAUGAAGACUUUUUUAUGUGUGUAUCAUCAUGCAUUCAUCAAAUGCAUUAUAACUUAAACAUUAAACUUUAGAAAUAUAGUAGUGAUAAUGGUUUUAUGCUUACUCAAAUGAUGUGGUUCUCUGUUAACU
Messenger RNA from Paramisgurnus dabryanus, 2326 nucleotides. RefSeq lists its product as uncharacterized. Gene Ontology annotation, molecular function: RNA polymerase II cis-regulatory region sequence-specific DNA binding; DNA-binding transcription factor activity. Gene Ontology annotation, biological process: regulation of transcription by RNA polymerase II. Lineage: Eukaryota; Metazoa; Chordata; Actinopteri; Cypriniformes; Cobitidae. The record is from RefSeq and is a predicted model, not a curated record.